This is a messenger RNA of Geodia barretti, 312 nucleotides long. The record is from the annotation of a GenBank genome assembly. NCBI's taxonomy places the organism in Eukaryota, Metazoa, Porifera, Demospongiae, Tetractinellida, Geodiidae.
GGUACAGAUCUGUCAGGUUGGAGAGGCUGCCCAGCUCCGCCGGUAUCUCCCCGCUCAAGUCGUUGUGCUGAGGCACAGACUGUCAGGUUGGAGAGGCUGCCCAGCUCCGCCGGUAUCUCCCCGCUCAAGUCGUUGUCGCUGAGGUACAGUCUGUCAGGUUGGAGAGGCUGCCCAGCUCCGGCGGUAUCUCCCCGCUCAAGUCGUUGUCGUGAGGUCCAGCUCUGUCAGGUUGGAGAGGCUGCCCAGCUCCGCGGUAUCUCCCCGCUCAAGUCGUUGCCGCGAGGUCAGCUCUGUCAGGUUGGAGAGGCUGCC